Macrobrachium nipponense is the source of this 11580-nucleotide messenger RNA. RefSeq lists its product as uncharacterized. Gene Ontology annotation, biological process: formation of cytoplasmic translation initiation complex; formation of translation preinitiation complex; translational initiation. Gene Ontology annotation, cellular component: cytosol. The coding region runs from base 361 to 786 and encodes 141 amino acids. Gene Ontology annotation, molecular function: translation initiation factor activity; eukaryotic initiation factor eIF2 binding; GDP-dissociation inhibitor activity. NCBI's taxonomy places the organism in Eukaryota, Metazoa, Arthropoda, Malacostraca, Decapoda, Palaemonidae. The record is from RefSeq and is a predicted model, not a curated record. The transcript has 4 exons.
UAUAUCAGGAAUAUGCAAGAAGACGAUGCUUUAUUUGAAAUUUGCACUAGUAAGUCACGUUCGGUACGAGAUAACGUGAGAUAAGGUGUUGCGUUGGUAGGUGUACUGUACCGACUGCGCAGCAUUUGCCAACAGGCAAACGAGAGUCAGUCACAACUGUCAUUCUCACGAUAACGAAACAAAACGACUUAUAUUCGCUUGACUAUUGGCCCCAGACUCGUCAAGUUGCUAAAAGCGACCUUGCAGUUUGUACGUCCACCUCCGCUACAAAGCGUAUAUGAGAGGAAAGGGGGAAAUAAGCCUUUUUGAGCAAAAGGAAAGAAGACAUCGACGACGCUUCUCCUCUUCGACAGAGCGAAAAUGCAGUUUGAAAUCCAGUGGCAGACGGUUGAAGGGCAAAUUGCUCCUUGGGCAAGGAUGCAAGAGGUGACGACUGCACUCAAGGACUAUGAAAAGAACUCCAGGGUAAAGGUUCCACGCAUAUUUACCGAGGUGAAGGUAACGGUGAGAGUGCAGACUUGCAUUUUAAACCUGGAUGCUGUUUCUAGGGCGUUAGGCCGCCCUCUGAUAUAUAUAAUGAAAUAUUUUUCAUACAAACUGGGAACAAUGAUUUACAAAAAGAAAGGUAGAGUCAUCAUUCAUGGGCUUCAUGGGAAAAAGAAGCUGUACCAGCUGCUCAAGGAUUUCAGCCAGAAGUUUGUCCUCUGUCCUAUAUGUAAAAAAAUGACUGCUCUAAGUGCAAAUAUCAGCAUUGUAGGCGCCGUAACCCUGGAACAUGCGUUGUAACCCUGGAAAUAAUUUCUGAUGAAUAUAAUUGAAAAGCACCUUAACCUCGGAAUGUCGUAAGUCGAACCCGUCAUGACCUAGGGACUGCCUGUACUGUACUGCUAAAUUUAAGCAGCAAGUUGUAGAUGAAGCUGUGAAAACAAUGUUCAAACUGCUAAUGACUAUAAACGACCAUGCACUGGCAACAUGGAUGCAACUCGUCCAUAAAUAACAGCAGAGAAAAAAUAUUUUAAUAAAAAACUACUAGGCAUGAAAGAACAUUUUUACUGUUGUUUUCACACCGAUAAAAGAUAAAUACGUAAAGUUCGUAUUAUGAGGAAAUUAGGUGAAAACAGCGAAUGGAAUCGGUUUUUUCAACACAAAAAACAUGCCCUCAGUGCAAUCUAGUAACAAAAAAUAACUAAAUGUCACUCACAACGAGAGGUAUGUAAGUCAUACUUUGAUUUAAAAGCAUUUCAUAUAACAAAAAAUAACCUUGUCCAAUGUAUAAACAGAUUUUCUAGAGACUCAUUUACUUUUAACUAGAAAUAGUAAUACAUGUAUGAGAAUACAUACAAUAUUAUUGGAUACAGUGAAGUAAAGCAUGACUUUAAAUUAUGAGGGGUCUCACCUCGUGGCACUUGUAAGCCGAUGAUCAUCGGACAACUGUGCCUUUAUCCGGUUCACACCACUGCAAACCCCAGUUAUGAAUAUCUUCGACUACCGUAAAACCUUAAUGCCAAUAACUGGGGGCACACAAACAAAAUUGGAACUUACAGGUGGCAAAGGGGAGCUCUGAACACAGUUCUAAUUUGCGAUCCCAUACACUUGUAUCUGAACGUUUGUACAUAAGUAGGGUGUGUCUGUACUUAUGUUGAAACAAAAUGAAGGAGAAGCUUUUGAGGGUAAUAUUUUGCUAUUUGCAGGAAGUAGUGGAUACACUCCAGAAGAGAUGCAGAGAAUGUGAUUACAAGGGACAUCUAGACAGCACUGAUAAACUGUCAAGGUUUAUUUGGCGUCAUAAAACAAUGGAAUCUAUGAGUGAACAAUUAAGAACAACACUUCCAGAAUCAAAGGAAACUAACUGUGCAGACAAAUUAAGACAAAAAAGAAUGCUACUAAACUUAAGAAGAACAGACUGCCAGUGGUUCUUGGGAUUCCUGAUAUCCCAAGACAUGACAUGGAUACACAUAUUCAAGAUGAUGAUUUUAUAGUGUUUGAAGAACGUGAAGCGUUACCUAUUGUAGAAAAUAAGAUUAUUAUAAAAAAUGAAGAAAAUAAUAUAAAAAAUGAAGAAGAAAAUAAGAUUAUUAUAAAAAGUAAAAAAGUUAAGACUACAGCUUGUGGGAAAAGGAAAUUGUUCCCCAAAAUCUUGAUAACCAGAAUCCCAAAGAAUGUGAAAGAAGGGGAUAUCAUAGAAAAUUUAAAAGACAAGAACCCAUGGCUGAGGUAUCUGAUAAAAAAUGAAGAUGACUUUAAAUUGGUUGCAACACUGAAAGCUGACACCUACGGAAGGCCACAAUACGCCAUAAAGUGCUCACCACAAAUAAGAAGGAAUAUAGCAGCAUGUGGUGAUGAGUUGAAUAUUCUCGGUACGUUUUGCAAAGUAUAUGACAAAUACCAUGUUUUACGAUGCAUUAAAUGCCAGAAAUUUGGACAUAAGCAUGACCUAUGUAGAGGAGAACUUGUAUGCCCAAAAUGUGGGGGAGAACACUGGCUAAGAGAAUGUAUUUCAGAGGUAUCAACAUGCUUACAUUGUCAAGGACCACACAUUACAGGGGACAGAGUAUGUCAAAAAUAUAAAGAAGAAGAAGCAAGCGUAAAAGAUAGAACUGACCAUGGGGAACAUCUAGAAGUUUUCAAACCAGACUUACAAAGUGAAAGAGCAGAAAGAGAAAAUAUUGCAAAACAACAAAAAAUUAUCAAACAAGAAGCACAAAGAAAGAAGAAAAAAGCAAAAAGCAAUAUUACAGUUGUCCUUGGAGAUCAAGUUAUUAUAACAAACCUAUGCAAGACUAGAAAGUACAAAAAAGACAUGUACAGGUACUUUAAUCUGAUCGAUACAUUACAGCUGACAGAAUGAAAUGAAAUGAUGCUGGCUGCAUCAUUAUCACAUACAAAAGGUAGGACAUUAGAUACGUAUAAAAGGUACAAUAAUCUGAUGGGGAAUAGUCGUUCUUCCAAAGUCACUAGGAAGUGCAAUAAUCAUAGAUAAACCACGGUCAAAAUCAGUUCGUUAAAUGUACAGAUGAGUGAACUGGUGAAAUAUUAUCUGUUGAUUUUGAUUUUUCAUAUUUUAUCAGAUUGAUUAUAUUUUACUUAAGUAAAGGCAAGUCAGAGGUGAAUAAAGGAAAAAAUUUAUAUCCAGAUAAAAAAUUAAAGUUACUUCAUUAUAUGAAGAACUGUUAUAUAUGUGUAUGGAUAUUGUGCAACUUCAGUCCUCUAGACACUACAGAAGAGGAAGAAUGUUUCUAGUUUCAUCUGUCCGAGUAUGCAUACAGGUCCCAUAGCACUUUUGACAUGAUUAUUCUGUCUGUGUUGUCUGAACCAGCUGCAAGGAACAGAGAAGCAGGCUGGGAGGAGGGAAAGUCUUUUGAGUUCAUUGAAUAUUGUUGAAAAUAUUAUUAUUUUCAUGUAAAAAGUCAUCAUUCUUUUAUAAAUGAAUCAUUGCUUUCCAUUACCUUGAAUAGCUGCUUAGUUUGGUAUGAAACUGUCUCCCCCCCCCCCCCCUCAGGGUAAUUAGAGCCAUGAAUUCUGGAACCAUUUAAAUUGAUGUACAAGUUCAGUAGUAACAAAAUUCUGAGAACGGGAUCAUGAAUCGGACUAUGGCCUUGUUACUAGGUUCGUGGCUGUACAUUCUCAGCUGGUCAAACAGAUGCAACUGGCCAAACCAGUGAGGUAUAAGUGUUAUUACUCCAGGUCACAGUGCCAGGAUGUACAGGAGUAUGGUUCAUAAGGAUGAGAAAGAUAAUGUUACAUACAUAUUACCCCUCAGAGACUUAAAAGAAAAUGGUUUGUCAGUCCUACAAGUCCAAAUGAAACUAUAUUGAGAGAUUUAUGAGUCUCUCAUAAAUAAAAGUUAACUAAUACACUUCUUUUAAAAGCCUGGGAGACUGAUGCAUCUCUAAUCUCAAUUUUCCUCACCCCAGUUUAGGAUGCUUGGUCUCCAGUGAUACGGGUGUAAUCACUUUAGAUGACUUGAAUCAGCCAGACAGAAAUGAUCUUUUCAGAUGCCUCCCCCUCUAAAAGUGUUGGGUCUUCAUAAGACACUUCCAUAUGGUUCUGAUGGACACAAAAGGUCUUAUUUAUUCCUUGCUUGUACUACUGCUAAGGAAAGUAUACAAAGAAUAGAGGAACUUGAGGCUGGAUGAAAGUUUUUUGUCUGUAAUAAAACUUUGGGCAUGUGAUUCACCAAUAUUCUGCCAGUUGUUGUCACACAUGGAAAAAGUGAGAGACACCAGGGUUACCGUCCUAAAGAUGGGUCUUUACAGUUCAAGGAGGGACUAAUCUGGAAAUUGAUCAGAUUUAAACUUGAUAAACCCAAAUCUAUGCCCAUUCAUUUAUAUACUGUAGGGUAUUGCAGACUUAUAUCCUUUGGUGGCUGGCACAUGAUUUCCUUGGGCAACCUGAAGACAUUAUGGUGGUCAGAGCAUUAAGUACCUCCUCUACAACAAGAACUGUGAAAGAAACAAUCCUCAGAUUGUCACAGCUUGACCUGGUUGUGACCUCGGCUAAUGGAUCAUAAAGCCUCUAUUUAUGAAGCAUCACUUGAUCAUAUUAGUACCUUGGGGUGUUGGGUGUCCACCAGAAGAUCAAGAAGAUCUAAAGAUAACUCUUAAUGAGUCCUUUAGGGGCUGCUAAGUGUCACUGACACAUAAAUGGUGGACUGUGUCAGUGACUGUUGGAAUUUGAGAGGAUAGGAAAUUUGUAACCCUCCAAGUUUUCCAUACAUGCCAUGUCAAUGAAUUUAAAGAGCUCUGCAAUAAUAUGGUAACUUCUUGCUUAGUUGGGUCUUGAACAUGGCAUAGAGUGUGCCACACAAGUGCCAUAUUGUCUUGCAUACUUCUGGCUGGAGCAACAUGAUUUUGUCUGUUUAAGGAGUGCCACUACACUGUGUUUUUCUGUAUUAGUCGUGGGAGUUGUAUCACCUUGUAUUCUUCAGCCCAAAGCAAUAUCUGCAUGACCAGACAACACAUCCAUUAGGACUCGCUUCUUCCCAACUUCUUUGACAGGCCACUAUGCCCACUACUUAGCUGUAAAGGUGAUAAGUUCUGCUUCUAUUUCCAGGUAGCAGGUACCUCUAAAUACCAUCUAGGUCUAAGGUGAGCACUGCAUUCUUUCUUGAUGCAUCUGUAAACAAUAACAGGUAAGAGGUUGAUGGCACAAGAGUAAGUCACUCUAAAAUAUUUGAAUUUUGCCACCAAUAGAGAUCUUGCACAAGAGAGCACUUGGGCACUAGAAAAGAUAAUUUGUAUGGUGGGAAGAGUGGGGACUACAUUCAGUUCAAGAAAGGCUUGAGAAAUCUCAUCGGAAGGUAGCUAUAGUGGCACUAACUUUUCCAAAGAUAUUAGAUGAUCUAUCAGCUUCUGCCCUAUUAAGUUGGAGGAGCUGAAACAUGAGCAUUUUUAUUAGAUGUAGGCUUCAUUUUAGAAUAAAAAUAUUAAACUCUAAGAAGGAAAAAUUUCGUAGCAACGGUGUGAAAAAGAUAAAAAAUGUUAUUCAGUAAUAUUGAAAAUUAAUUUGAUUGAAAUGAGACAGAAUGCAGAAAUCCCAUAAAAAAGGUAUAAUUAGAUGAAAACAAAUUGUUCAGUAAUCUUGAAAAAUCACUUGAUUGAAACGAGUGAGAGAGAGAGUUAACUGCAAUGAGAUUUCCAAUGAAAUGUUAGGAAUAAAGCUUAUAUCAUGCGUAAGUUUUUAUUUCCAUUGUUAUUAUAUUCCCUAUCAUAUGUAUUUGUAUUUUGGAAAUAUAGCCAUAAAGACAUUAAUAUUAGCCUACUUUCUUAAAUGCAAUGUUAGGAAUCCAAAAAGAGGCAUGAACAAUAAGGCCGAUGGUCAAGAUCAUAGCUACAGGGCAGCGUCACAUGUACACUCAGAAGUCUCCAGGUGACGUCACAGAGCACAGCUGAGCUCCCGGCACCAUGCGCGGUAACUCACCUUAUCUUAUUCCAUCUUGGCGCUACAUACGAGCCUGGGCCUUGACUCCCCGAGAUCAUGUGUUCUUGCCUCACCAACCUGACAUUUCUACUUCAUUCGAGGCUCAUCCUUUUUAGAGGGCUGGAGGAUGUCGUGAAAAAAUACUUGCACAUAUUUUUCUCAACCUGAGUCCGCUUUUGGGCGCCAAUUCAUAGUUCCAUGUCAGUCAGUUGGCAGCAAAAAUGCCAUGGUUAUCUCAGUAAUUGUGUGAAUUACUGAGCUUUUUAUUACAUCAACGCCAUCAAAUCAAUGAGAGUAGUUAUAUUCAUUUUGAUGAGAUUGAAAUUGCUAUUGCAGGAUGAAAAUAAGUUGCCAAUAAAAAUCAUAAAUUGUAAAUUAAUGGCUAGCUGGCCAGCCAGCUAGCAUGGAAAAUCGCACUCCUCACCCUUGUCGCUACAGAUCCGAUGCUGUGAAGACAUCUGUGUGAUCGCUCCUGCGUUCCACGCCAAGAAUACGGCCUCCACCAUGAGAAGGUUGUGAGCUGGGUAUUUGAGUUCACGUUUGCAGCUAAGGUUUUAGAUAUUUACUUGUUAAAGAUGCAACUACUUUUAAAGAUGUGAUCAUUACUGAAUUAGAGUUCAUUUCAUUAUGAUAACUUUAUGACCACGUGGUCACAAGUUCACCGAACGAGUCUUGGGGCGGGAAGCCUGUGUGGUUCAGUUAUUGUUGAUUUGUACAUAGCCGUGAGAUAGGUUUUUAUUUUUGUAAUAAAAUUUUUUAAAAUUAAACGGCCUUAAUUUUGUUGUCCUAGUAUCUGAGAUGGAAGAUGACCCAUAAGGCAGGUCUGUCGAGCCGAGAACAUCCGGCAUGUCGAGUAGUAUAAGUCACUGAGCAAAUCGCGACAUAUACAGUUAUGAGAAAACAAAACGGAAAUAUAUACUGCACAUUUGGUGCUUUUCCAUACUACUCACUGAUUGCCCGUUGCUUAGCCUAAGACCACCACUAUAGCUUCUUCCUCUUCGAAAUUGGUGCAAUGAAGAAUGGCACAUCUUUUCUGGGUGGGUAAUAUUUUAGUCAUACCUAUGACGAUUUUCUUCCCUAAGGUGGUAUUGCCAUCAGAGCACCUCAUGCUGUGCACUGUGGGCAUUAUUUAAGGUUCUUUGCAGUGUGCCUUCGGCCCCUACCAGCAACCCCUUUCGUUCCUUUUACACUAUCAUUUCAUGUUCUCUUUCUUCCAUCUUACUUUCCACUCUCUUAUAACGAUUCAUUGUGCAACUGCGAGGUUUUCCUCCUGUUUUGCCUUUCAAACAUUUUACUCUCAAUUUCUGUUUCAGCGCUGAAUGACCACAUAGGUCCCAGUGCUUGUCCUUUGGCCUAAAUUCUAUAUCCUAUUCAACCCUACGACGACUUUCGCUAACAAUUAUGAAAUCUGAAUCCAGCGUAAGCCCGGUGGCAGGUCGGCAACAAUUUGGCCGGUUUUCUUAAAAAAAAAAAAAAAAAUGACCUUGGUGGUGAAUAUAUAAUGUAGUUAGUUGACUUGUGGGUUACUACCAGGCUUUAGCUUGAGUGAUACAACUAUGAAUACUUACUGUCAGUCUAUAAAAACUGAUUGUAAGAAUUUCAGGUUUCAUUGUAAAGCCAUCGAUAGCUAAGACCAGCCAGCUUUGCAGCUAAGCCCCGCUUACUGAAUCACGACCAUUCCUUGAAGCUGAUUGGUUGGAAAUAGUUUCGAAAAGUUGGUUAAUCUGUGGUUCUUUUCAUCUUCAUAUAUUUUGCAAUCAGUGGCGAUUUUACCCUUCAAAAAGUUGGGGGGGGGGGCAUCAUAGGAAAGGUAACUGUAAAAAUGAUUACAAUAUUGGAAACAUUUUGAAACUCAUGGAGGAAUGAAUUUGACUAAAGGUAAAGGUCAUAUAGAAUUUUGUUUGAUUCCUAAGCAAAACAACUGUAAAUCAUCCAUCUGAUAUUUUACCUAACUUGCAUGAUAUGAAAAUUUAACAUUCAAAACUAUAUACAGUAUCAAACAAUACGCAAGCAUUAAAGAAUGGAUAGUAUGUAUUUGAACCAAAUAAAGAAAGGUAGUAACUACAUGAAAUGAACAGAUAUACAUGGGGCAUGUCAUGACAAUUCUGAAAAGGUUCAGUUUGACAUUCAAAAUAUAUACGAUCCCAACCAAUAUGCAAAUUAUUAAAGAAUGUUAAGUGUAAUACACAUUUGCACUACUUAAAGAAAGGUAUUAACUAAUGAAAUGAACAGACAGAUAUGGACCAUGUCAUGACCAUUCUGAAAAUGAUGGUUUGACAUUCAAAACUAUAUACAAUCCCAAAAAACAUGCAAUUAUUAAAGAAUGGCAAGUUUGUAUAAUGCACAUUUGAACAAAGUAAGGAAAGUUAUUAAUUAAUGAAAUGAACAGACAGAUAUUAGGCUUAUCAUGAAAAUUCUCAAAAUGUUGUUUCGACAUUCAAAACUAUAUACAAUUCAUAACAAUAUGCAAUUAUUAAAGAAUGUUAAGUUUUUAUAAUACAUAUUAAAGAAUGUUAAGUUUUUAUAAUACAUAUUUGAACACAAAACAGAUAUGGACCAUGUCGAGACAAUUCUCAAAAUGUUUAGUGCAGUUUGAUUCUACGAUUGUUAUGUCGGCUGUCAAACUCUAUCUACAAAACUAUUUAAGUCAAUACUCUCAGCCCAUUUACUUUAAACUGAUAAUAAUGCAGUGUUACUUAGCUCCUCACUAGUCAUUGAAUUUCUAAGAAAUGUUUUUACUGUUUUCAUUUUGGAAAAACUUCUUUCACAAGAAGCACUAGUAACACGGAGUGUUACAGCUCUCAAUAGUAACCUGUACUAUAAGCAAUCAAAGGCAGAUUUAUAUGGGUGAGUAAAUGACAAAAACUCCACCAAUGAUGUAGGUGGCUGAUGUUCUUUCUGGAGCAAUUUCUUAACUAAAGAUAGCUCGUGUUUUAAAUCACUUUGAUUAACUGAAUAUGAUAAAGCAAAUGACUUAAAGUCAUCCUCAUGUAAGAACGUCUGUCCUGCAGGACAGAGAGCUGAAAUGCCACAAAAGAUCACACAUGACUUUGGAAAAACGACGAUCUAAUUCACUAUUUAAACAGUCUAGUACUUCAUACAAGAUUGUGACGUGUUGUGCAUGACUUGGCUAAAAACAACUCUCUGGCCAGUUGUUUCCAACAUGAUAAAAUACGGAGUUGUCGAGGUUUUCUUGAACGUUUUCUCGUCACUGUUGGUGAAAUGUCACAUUUUUUACAGAGUUCGUCAACCCUAUUAGAGUAAUUCUCAAUUAAGUUGGAGUUUCUUACAUCAGCUAAAUCUUCACGAAGACAAGAAAUAAGUUUAGCUGUUUUUCCAAGGUCUGCCUGUUUGUCCUGCAGCUGCUGAGAUACUUUAUUUAUUUUUCCCAGAAUUUCAGAGAAAAACUGCAAUAAACAAACAAAUUCUGCAUCCAUCUGGGCAAGUAAACCUCUAGCAGAUACAGCUCGAGCUCCAGUAUCAUCUGCAGAAGUCUCCUUCAGAAGUCUUAUAAUACAUUACAGACGUGCAUUAUCACAGGAGGUAGCCUGACACCACCAGCGAGUAUCACUGAGAUGUUGAAGUUCUCGAAUUUGUUCUUCUGGAAACAUUUCAUGCUGUAUGGAAAGGAACUUCUCAGGAACCACUGCAUUACUAGCAAAGAUAUAGACUUCUUCAAGAAGACUGAAAAAUCCAGAUGCUUGUGAUACAUUCUUUGCAGCACUUGUCAAAACCAAAUUGAGCUAAUGAACAUAAGCAAAAAGUGCUUUAUCUUUUAUACGUUGCUGAAUGCCACUAAUUCCUCCACUCAUGACUGAUGCUCCAUCAAAUCCCAAGCCAACAAGAGAAGAUUUAUAAUAAUCUAAGCCUAAUUUUUCUAGAGUUUUCAGUAUUAUGUCUGUGAUAUAUGCAGCAUCCAAUGAAGACAUGGGAGUAAAUAAAAUAAAAAAUUCCUGAAUACAGUGUGAUUUCAUCAUAAAAUCGUACUACUAUUAUAGUACUAAUUACGCAAUUUUGCUCACAUCCUUGGCUUCAUCGGCUUGAACAGAAAAGUAAUGGCAGGGUUUUAUGUUUUCAGCUAUUUCUUCCCUCACAAUUGAUGCAAAUGUAUCAAUCAUGUCAUUUUGUAUUGGAGAACUGGUGUACUUCUCAUUUUUUGGACUACUUUUGACACGUUCAGCUGUAACAGGAUCAUGUUUGGCAAUAAAUCUAAGAAGUUUACAGAUAUUUCCUGGAUUUUGUUCAUCGUCACCCUCUCUCUGGCCUCUGUGCUAUAUUUUGUUGGUAUCAGGAGUAUAAUCUCGCUAAGAGUUUUUGUGUAAUGACGAUUUUCACGGACUUUCUUCUGAUAGCCCUCACUUAUACUCUGUUUAAUGGAUGUUUUAUCAGUUUUAUUGUGUUGAUAGUCAAUCCACGCAGUAUAGAGGAUUUGUGGAUAUGUGAGUUCAGGUGCUUUGCAAAGGCCCCAUCUUUCCUUGUGCCUUUUUCCAUCGCCUAAAGCCACUCUUUACAAAUGCAUUGUCUACAUUGCCAUAAGAAAGUGAUGCAAAGUGCCUACAAGCAAAACAGAACAUUGCAUCACGUUCUUGAGAGUACUCAGCCCAAUUUUGUGUGACUAGUUAGUGAAUAUUGUUAUAUUCAAUAAUGAUUAAUUUUAUAUAUAAUAUUUCAUUAAAAAAGUGGGGGGGAAAACCAGGGGCAAGGCCUAAAUCUGGGAGGGCAGCUGGCCCCCCUUAGAAUCGCCACUGUUUGCAAUGGUUGUUUUACCGAACAAAAAUACGUUGUGCUGAUUAUCAGAAUAAAGCUUUAUAUUAUCCCCUGAAAUAAAAUCAUAAUAUACGCAUAUCCCUAAAAAUGGUAAAGAACAGGAAAAUAUGUAUGAAGUCAGAAGUGUUUUGCGUUGUUGCAAUGUUUAUUUCGUAAAUGAGGUUCACCUGAAUACAGAGGUGACACGGGGAUUGUCUGCGUUCGAAUCGGUCCACUUGGCCCCAAUGGACAGUGGUCAUUACCGUCUGAUAUUGUCAAGCGUGUUCACCGCUCUAAAUUUAAACACAAAGACUUUCUCAGAGCUAUGCAGACUGGUAUUUCAUAUUAAUUUCAGGAAAUUUUUACUACGUUUGCAAAGUCUUAAAAUCAAUUUCAUUGGAAUCGUUGACACAUUCGGAGGGAUGACACGCAGUGACUGCAUUUUAUAAAACCAGAAGAUACUUUUGUUAAAAAAAAAUUACAGUAUGAUAGGCCGUAUAAUUCAUAUUGGAUAUAAAUUGCUGUGAUUUUUCUUGAAGACAAUUAACUACUUUCGAAAUAACAGGAUCAUAAAAAAUGACGUAAACCUUUAAGGUCCUGUCUUUUUGUCAGUUUACGCAGAUUAUGACUUUUAUUUUGGUUCUUGUGGUCAGGGUUGCCGUUUUGAGGAAUUUCAUCUAUUAGUGUGGCUUUCUGGUGACAUCUGGCAACCCUCCGUGGCUUUUCCGACCACAGGCCACGGCACUGAAGAAAAAAAUUCUUCACGUUGCCUUUUUAUGUUUUAUUAUGAAAAUAAAGAUAUAAAACAUAUCCUGCUUAUUUAUACAAAUGAAUUUUAUUGAAAUCCUUUAUUUUUCUUCGUCAAUACUUUAUAUUUAAUCUAGUGACGUGUAGUUUUCUAACAUCACGGAAAAU